Stegostoma tigrinum is the source of this 1174-nucleotide messenger RNA. It is a transcript of the gene dnajc9, whose product is annotated as DnaJ (Hsp40) homolog, subfamily C, member 9. Gene Ontology annotation, molecular function: heat shock protein binding. The record is from RefSeq and is a predicted model, not a curated record. NCBI's taxonomy places the organism in Eukaryota, Metazoa, Chordata, Chondrichthyes, Orectolobiformes, Stegostomatidae. Gene Ontology annotation, cellular component: cytoplasm; nucleus. The transcript is spliced from 6 exons. Bases 130 to 906 code for a protein of 258 amino acids.
CACUUCCGGCUACGUCAAAUCAUCCGUGGCGGGAAAGUGAACCAGAGAGAAAGAAAGCCCCGCGGGUGCGAGACAGAGACAGAGACAGAGACGAGGACAAGAAGGGAGGUCCCUGCAGCUGGCUUGGUCAUGGGUCUCCUGGAGCAGUGUGAGGAGGCCUUUGGGACCUCAGACCUGUACCAGGUUUUGGGUGUGAGGUCAGGAGCCUCGGAGGGAGAGGUCCGAAGGGGAUAUCGUAAAGUAUCCCUCCAAGUUCAUCCUGACAGGGUGACGGAGGCAGAGAAGGAAGAAGCCACUGAGAAAUUCCAGAUCCUGGGCAAAGUGUAUGCCGUGCUGAGUGAUGGGGAGCAGCGUGGAUUGUAUGAUGCACAAGGUAUAGUGGAUGAAGAGGCAGAUGUUGUAAAACAGGACCGUGACUGGGAGGAGUACUGGCGGCUGCUUUUUAAGAAGGUCACAGUGGCUGACAUUAAGAAGUUUGAAGAUAAGUAUAAAGGCUCGGAAGAGGAGAUGACAGAUAUAAAGCAGGCAUACCUGGAUUUUGAGGGGGACAUGGAUGGCAUCAUGGAAUCAGUAUUGUGUUCCACACCCGAGGAUGAGUCACGGAUACGGGCAAUCCUGGAGACAGCCAUUGAGGCACAAGAGCUCCCAGCCUACACAGCGUUUACAAAGGAGACUGCAAGCAAACAGAAAGCCCGGAAGAGGAGGGGUGACCGAGAGGCCAAAGAGGCUGAAGGAGUGAGACAGAAGCUGGGACUGGAGGAGGGAAGUGACUCCCUCAAACUACUUAUCCAGAAGAAGCAGAAGGACCGGGUGAAGCAGAUGGACAGUUUCUUGGCUGCGAUGGAGGCAAAGUACUGUGCAAAUUCACAAAAAGCAAAGAAAAGUACCAAGAAAGGAAAGAAGUGAAAAAUAGAAAAAUCCAAUUAGGAAGGAUCAGCAGGAGACUUAUUUGAUCCAAAAUCAAGGUGAUGACUGUUUUGCUCUUGGGUGAACAACUUGUUUGUGUUUUAGCUUUUUGCUGAAGAAAGAAUAUUGUCCUUGCCUUUGUAAAGUAAUCUGAUCUCCUUUCUCUGCUGUGUACGUGUUGGUAUGUAAUGAGAAGGGAGAUAUGACUGAAUGAUCUUGUUUUGGAGCAAUGAGGUGCAUUUGGAAAAUAAAGUUAUUUUUUUGUAAA